Rhinocladiella mackenziei CBS 650.93 is the source of this 2427-nucleotide messenger RNA. RefSeq lists its product as uncharacterized. Gene Ontology annotation, biological process: carbohydrate metabolic process. NCBI's taxonomy places the organism in Eukaryota, Fungi, Ascomycota, Eurotiomycetes, Chaetothyriales, Herpotrichiellaceae. The record is from RefSeq and is a predicted model, not a curated record. The transcript is spliced from 4 exons. The coding region runs from base 1 to 2427 and encodes 808 amino acids.
AUGGUGUCCGCUGAGGAGCAAACAGUACGCCGCGGCGCUGACAAGCUUGGCCAGGUAAUCAACAAUCUCCAGGCCAACUGGAUCUGGGUCCCCGGCUGGGUUGACUCCUCUGCUUAUAACACGGCCGGACGGAUCGUCAAAUUCAUCCGCCAGUUCAGCCUCGACUUUCUUCCUACUCGAGCUCUUUUACAUUUCUCCGCAGACACACGAUAUAAACUUUACGUCAAUGGCGUGCGAGUCGCUGUGGGACCAACCAGGAGCAGCCCGUUGAUGUGGUAUUAUGACACCCUCGAUAUUGCGCCAUACCUCAGCCAGGGCAGCAAUGAGGUCAGGUUUGUGGUGGUCCGAUACUUUGCAUCUUCGCGGACAGCGAUGCCGUUUGAGAGGACAUCAUUUCCUGGCUUGACUGUCUUUGGCAGCGUUGAGGUGGGCAUGGAAGCCGUAGAUCUCAGCUCCGGUAAAGGCUGGCAGGCCCAAGUAGACGAGAGUAUUUUGUUCCCCACGGGACUGGUCGAUGAUGUGUUCCUCCAUAUCAGCGAGCGCAUAUCUCCUUACCCUCCAAGUCCGGUUGUGACACCCAAGCUAUACAACAUCAAGACUCUGAAUGGAGACCUUGCUCCCUGGCGUUUGUGCCCUCGCUCCAUUCCGAUGCCGGUGGAGAGCCAUGUUGCCGUGAACAUUGUCCGAGCCUGCCAAAGCGUUAUCUCCAUAGAUGACUGGACUAACUUUCUAUCCGGAACGAGAUCUUUAACUCUUCCCGGCGACUCCUCGCAUACUUUCGAACUGCAGGCAGAAGUCCACUCAACGGCUUUCCUCCAAUGGACUUUUAAGGCAGCUAAACCGUCUCAAAUCAAACUCAAGGUGACAUACUCCGAAGGUUAUGAACUGGAGCCUCGCUCUUACCCCUUCUUUCGUACGAAAGCAGACCGCUUGGACAAAAAGAACAGUCAUAUUAUCGGUCCCUUUGAUGAGGUGACCUUGGACCUGCCAGAAAUGCACACCAUUACCUAUGAACCAUUUUGGUUCCGUACUUUCCGCCUCCUGCGCCUCGAAAUCACGGUGGGUCCCACACCGGUCGAGCUGAUGUCGUUUAAAGCCACGCAGGUGAACUACCCACUUGCAGUCAAGGCCAGCUGGAAGAACCCUGGGGACGCGCACAGUGAGAAGAUAUGGGACGUUUCCAUUAGGACCAUGCGAAAUUGCAUGUUCGAUGGAUACUCCGACUGUCCCUUUUAUGAACAACUUCAGUACUCCGGCGACAGUCGUCAGGUCGGGUUGUUCCACUACCUUCUCUCUGGCGAUGACAGGCUUAUGCGACAGACCAUCACGAACUUGGCCGCCUCAGUCACAUUUGAGGGUCUCACGCAAUCCCGGUUCCCGUCGCAUGUCAAUCAGAUCAUCGCUGGUUUCUCUCUCUACUGGAUUCUUCAAGUAUGUGACCACCACCUCUUCUUUGGCGACACGUCGUACGCCCGUUCCUUUCUGCCUCGCAUCGACGGUGUAUUGGACUUCUUCGAUUCGCACGUCGAUAGCUUGGGCCUCGUCAGCGGUCUGCCAGAGGACGUGUGGCAAUAUGUCGAUUGGGUGACGACGUGGGGCGCUACAGAUGAGCAUCCGGACAAGGGAGUGCCCAUUUCGGGCAGGAAAUCGAACCGUCACACCUACUUCAGCUUGCUCUACGCAUAUGUCCUGAAAGAGGCGGCUCAACUCGUGCGAGAGGUCGGUCGACCUGGUUAUGCCGGUGAGUAUGAAUCGCGAGCAGCUUCCUUGCUGGAAGCGAUUCGAAAGCAUUGCUUUGAUGGGCGUUUCUUCACGGAUUCGACCGCCGAUAUCGUGGACGACGGGGCCUACUCUCAGCAUUGCCAGGUUUUCGCAGUCCUAUCGGGCGCUGCUCCGCUCGAGGAUUCAGCUCGCCUCUUGAAAGAAUCAUUUGCCGAUCCCUCCUUCUCCAAAUGCUCCUACAUGAUGAAGUUCUAUGCGCUUCGGGCCUUCGCCAUUGCAGGCGACGAGGUGUAUGAGUCUUUCUGGGUGCAUGUGUGGGAUCCAUGGCGGAAGAUGCUGGCGAACAAUCUCUCGACUUGGGAGGAAGACGAUGUGCGACAGCGUUCGGACUGCCAUGCAUGGGGAAGCGUGCCGGUGUAUGAAUACUGCACUGAGUUGGCAGGGAUACGUCCCAUUGCCCCCGGAUCGGCUAAGGUGUUCUUCAAGCCGCGCCUCAGACUAAGUGAGGCAGUGGAGGCAAAAGUAGCAUUGGGUAGGGACAACCUCGCAACAGUCUCGUGGAGCAGUGUGGACGGUGGCAAGAAACACGUGGAGUUGCGGCUAGAGAAGACUACCGAAGUAAUCAGCAAGCUACCGGGAGGCAAGGAGGAAGAGCAUGGCAUGGUGGACAGCCUUACAUUAGUCUACGACCCUUCCAGUGCUUAA